Messenger RNA from Exaiptasia diaphana, 998 nucleotides. RefSeq lists its product as uncharacterized. Lineage: Eukaryota; Metazoa; Cnidaria; Anthozoa; Actiniaria; Aiptasiidae. Bases 46 to 960 code for a protein of 304 amino acids. Gene Ontology annotation, molecular function: protein binding. The record is from RefSeq and is a predicted model, not a curated record. The transcript has 4 exons.
GUAAUUAUCGACGAAGCUGCUAAUAAUCAGAAAUCACAUCAGAACAUGGAGAGUUUGAAAACACUGGUACUGAUAGUAUACACCAUGGUUUGUUUGGACAUGAGUUGGGGACGAAGUAAUUCAGGAUGCAUCGAGAGAUCUCUUGUUGGUGAGAAUCGUUUAAUCAUUCCUAACAGUAGCUACACAGCCUCUUCGUUCUUAUAUGACAGUAGGCAGCUUAGAGAUCGAGUGACUGGAAAACUAUACUGGGACAAGCGAUACGUAUCACACGGUGCAAAGCUUUACAGCCCAUUUGGAUGGUCACCACGUGAUAAUAAUAACCCUGAGGAUUACUUACAGCUGGACCUUGGAGCUGUACGAGCCAUCAUUGCUGUAGCAAUACAAGGAAAUGGCAAACGUAGAUCAUAUGAAUGGAUAAAAACAUUCAAACUUCGAUUUAAACAAGACACAAAUUCAACUAAAUGGAUUGACUAUGGAGACAUCUUACAAAAUUGUUACACGUGUGAUAAAAAUUCUUACUGGGACCGAGGCUGUUGGUGUACCAAUAAAGACAAAACGAGGGAAACUGCUAACAUUGUAGUUCGUCAUGAAUUGAAUAAAACCCAUGCAGCACGAUACAUAAGAUUCGUUCCUGUUAAGUAUCACACGUGUAAGACGAUGAGAGUCAACGUGUAUUUCGUCAAUCAAGAAGCACCACGUGUUAACGCCACACCCUCUGAACGAUCAAUAUUUGUACGAUGGACWAUUCAGCCAUGUGGUAAACUAACUCAUCUUAUAACUGGCUACCUUGUGCACGUAAGCACUAAGGGAAAAUUUAAUGUUAGUUCAACAACUACAAGUAAAAACAUCACAGGGCUUCAGCCAUACACUGAAUAUAAAAUACGAGUCAAGGCUGUCCCGUAUGGAUUAUGGAGCGAUAACAAGACCAUCCAGACUGACAUAGCAGGUUUGUUAACUUGAAAGUGAGCUAUUUGGUAUAACAUUUUGUAUCUAUAUCU